Molecule: messenger RNA, 809 nt
Organism: Papilio polytes (common Mormon)
Lineage: Eukaryota; Metazoa; Arthropoda; Insecta; Lepidoptera; Papilionidae
Exons: 4
Coding region: 81-809 (242 amino acids)
Source: RefSeq, a predicted model, not a curated record
UACAUUAUUGUUACAGAGAACAAGAUAAUUUUAUUUGAGUAUUUAAAACAAUAAGUUGCAAAUAGUGUUACUUUAAAAACAUGUCUUUGAAUAACCAGCCGUGUCGUGUUUGGAGUCGUUUCGAACGGAAGAAAAAAGAUGGUAGCGUUUUAAAAUUCCGUAUUCAAGAUCCACCAGUUUCAGCUCAAGACGGUGUUAAAGAUUUUAUAGUUAAAUAUUUUCUGACAGAAGAGACAUUUCAAAAGGCAGCAGGUAUAAGUUCCAACCCAGAGGCAGUAGAAGAAUAUCAAGGAAUUUUAGAAGAAUUAAUAAAAUUAUGGAUAGUUGUAAUUUGUUGUUAUGAUAAUGAUAGCGAAGAGGUUGGUGAUAUUCUCGGUGUUUCGAUAGUAGAUUUGUUUGAAGACGAAACAUUUGAUGGAGAAGUGUUACAGAUAGAAGAAAACCGGAAAUUAUUUUAUAUAGUAGGAGUGUGCGAAAAUUUAGUUCAACCAUUAAUGAAAGGCCUUAAAGGCUAUCACAGUGGGAGGGGAAUCACCGUUCAUCCUGACUGUAGAGGUCUUGGUAUCGCAACUGAAUUUGUGAAGAUAAGACGACAAAUGAUAAACGAACAAAAUGUUCCAAUGUCGUGUGCGUGGAUGACGUCAUACGGUUCUCAAAGAGCAGCAGAGAAAGACAACUGGGAGACGUUGUUUGAGAUAGCACCUGAAGAACUGGGACAAAAGUGCGGUGUAGUCUUCAAAGAUUCACCUCGGACGUUUAAAUUAAUGUUUGUAAGGAAUUCUAACAGUACUAAGCAGUGUUUGAUUUGA